CCCGCCCACGGCCGGCCCCCUCCGGCCCCGCCGGGCACACUGAACAGCUGCGGCCGCCCCGGCCCGACCGCCACCUGCCCGGGAGGACGCGGCCGCCGGACCUGCCCCAGCGCCCGCCGCUCCGCCACCGCCAUGCCGCAGACCGAGGCCCUGAAGGUCCGCCUGACCCUCCUCUGCGUGCUGGCGGGCAUCGUGCUGGCGCUGGUGGCCGUGGUGACCGACCACUGGGCCGUGCUGAGCCCCCACGUGGAGCACCGCAACGCCAGCUGCCAGGCGGCGCACUUCGGCCUCUGGCGGAUUUGCACCAAGCGGAUCGUGCCGGGCGACGGCAAGGACAGGAGCUGCGGACCCAUCACCCUGCCUGGGGAGAAAAACUGUUCCUACUUCAGGCAUUUUAACCCAGGCGAGAGCUCGGAGAUCUUCGAAGUUACCACUCAGAAAGAGUACAGCAUCUCGGCCGCAGCCAUUGCCAUCUUCAGCCUGGGCUUCGUCAUCGUGGGGACCGCCUGCGCGCUCCUGUCCUUCCGGAAGAAGCGGGAUUACCUGCUGAGGCCGGCAGCCAUGUUCUUCGCCUUCGCGGGUCUCUGCAUCUUCGUCUCGGUAGAGGUCACACGGCAGUCGGUGAAGCGCAUGGUCGACAGCGAGGACACCGUCUGGAUCAAGUACUAUUACUCCUGGUCCUUCGCCUGCGCCUGCGCGGCCUUCGUCGUCCUCUUCCUAGGCGGCCUCGCCCUCCUGCUCUUCUCCCUGCCGCGGAUGCCCCAGAACCCCUGGGAGUCCUGCAUGGACGCCGAGCCCGAGCACUAGCCCUCCUGGGCCCCGACCCUCCUCGGGGCUGUCCCCAGCCCAGAACAUUCUAGAAGGAGGCAGGAGCGCUACUUCUCCCCGUUCCCACCCGCCCCUGCCCCCCCCCCCCCCCCCCCGGCAGCACAGCUGCUCGCCCUGUCUGAGCACUUCUCUGGGCGGUGAACCCAGCAAGUGGCCGUGGUCCAUACCUGCCCCACACAGGAGGAAGGCAAGUGCACAGGCGCUUGGAGAGGCCCGACCUCCCGCUGGAGUUCCCGGUUGUCCUCGAUAAGCCCACCAACUGUCCUCUGUGGCUCGUCUACCUGUUCUGGGUGUUCAGCUGUGUGAAUGGCCAGACCCCCUCUCCUUCCUGGUGACCCGCACAGCCCCUCCUUGGCUUCUGGGAGACCCAACAAGCAGUUUUUAACUGGUUAGACUCUGACUGUGGUUUGAAAUAAAACCUCUUCAAAAACUUG
This is a messenger RNA of Balaenoptera acutorostrata (minke whale), 1262 nucleotides long. RefSeq names its product calcium voltage-gated channel auxiliary subunit gamma 1 (gene CACNG1). The record is from RefSeq and is a predicted model, not a curated record. Gene Ontology annotation, cellular component: L-type voltage-gated calcium channel complex; membrane. The transcript has 4 exons. Gene Ontology annotation, biological process: calcium ion transmembrane transport; regulation of calcium ion transmembrane transport via high voltage-gated calcium channel. NCBI's taxonomy places the organism in Eukaryota, Metazoa, Chordata, Mammalia, Artiodactyla, Balaenopteridae. Gene Ontology annotation, molecular function: calcium channel regulator activity; voltage-gated calcium channel activity. The coding region runs from base 133 to 807 and encodes 224 amino acids.